Brettanomyces bruxellensis is the source of this 1020-nucleotide messenger RNA. RefSeq lists its product as uncharacterized. Lineage: Eukaryota; Fungi; Ascomycota; Pichiomycetes; Pichiales; Pichiaceae. Gene Ontology annotation, biological process: protein sumoylation. Gene Ontology annotation, molecular function: SUMO activating enzyme activity. Gene Ontology annotation, cellular component: SUMO activating enzyme complex; cytoplasm. The transcript is spliced from 2 exons. The record is from RefSeq and is a predicted model, not a curated record. The coding region runs from base 1 to 1020 and encodes 339 amino acids.
AUGCUAUACGAUAGACAGAUUAGAUUAUGGGGAAUGGAUGCUCAGGCAAGCCUAAGGAAUUCUAGAAUUCUUUUGAUAAAUUUUACAAGUGUGGGUGUCGAAAUUUGUAAAAAUUUGAUGCUUGCGGGUGUCGGCUCCUUAACUAUAGUUGAUGGAAAUAAAGUACUUGAUCAAGAUAUGGCAUCAAACUUUUUUCUUUCUUCUUCACAAAUAGGAAGAUUAAAAUUGGAAGCAUGCAGAAAUAGCGUUUCUGAUUUGAACAAAAGGGUUCAGUUAAAUAUUGUUACAGAUGACUGGAGAACAUUGUCAGAUUUGGAAACCUUUAUUUCAAAAUUUAGUUUAACAAUCGCUACUGGUGUCAACAAAGAAGAAAUAAUAAGGUUGAACAACAUCACUAGAACAUUAAAUAUUCCAUUCUAUUGCACAUCUACUCACGGCCUAUUCGGAUUUAUAUUCGCUGAUUUAAUUGAGCAUCAUUCAACAGUGAAAUAUGAUAAAUCCUCACAGAAAAAAGUUGGUCGAACCGACGAGGUAAGUACAAUAAUAAAAAUUCACGAGAAACAAGAGAACGAUAAAUCGAUUCAGGAGUGUUUGAUGAAUUUUAAGUAUCGUCCAUUUUCAGAAAUAGGCAGUACUUUUAUUAAAAACAUAUAUCGCACACCAAAGAAACAGAUUAGAAAGGUCAGUGUCCUUCUCCCAGGAAUCCUAGGGCUUCUUGAGUAUGAAAGUGCAAUAAAUAAGAAAAUAGAAGAUGUUAAUAUCAGUGAAAAGGAAUUAUUAGAAAAUACGAAGAAAGUGUUGGAAAAAAUGGGAUUACCAAUGCAGAUAGCAACAGACAAUACUAAGAAGAUAGCGCAGCUUGCAAAGCAGGCUUACUGUGAAUAUCAACCUAUUAGCAGUAUCAUUGGCGGCGCAGUUUCACAAGACAUAAUUAAUUGUUUGGUUGGAAAAGAAGUUCCGAUCGACAACUUUGUUGUACUAGAUGGCUCGAGUGAUGAAAUGCUAAUGUACAUAUUGUGA